AUAAAGGCAUGGGUUUCCAUGUGAAGAGAUUCAUUCAAAAACAGAUCCGUGGUCAUCAUGAAGUUUUUUUUCGUUUUGUGCUGCGCAAUUUUAGCAGCAGCUACCAACUACCCUGCUCCACCACCCAAAUCAUCGCAACAAACUCCCUGCAGCCAGAGACAGGAUCUUAAUUGGGUGCGACAGAAUGCCGAGAACCUGCUCUACCUGGAACACAUGCGACGACAGGCAUCCAGAGAUGACGAAUGGCAGUCGCAAAUGGAAUCCAACGAGUACCAGACACGUCUAAACGAACUGCGUUCCAUAAACGUAGGAUGUGGCAUGCCCCCAAUGGAAGAAACGCCCGGUUGUGGAGAAUCCAUACCUUGUGGAUAUAAUGGCUGCAACUCCAACUGUGAAAUUUAUGGACAGAAAAUUGCUGCUUUCCAGGCUGAGCUAAAUCGUCAACGACUCAUGAUCCAGCGUCUUUAUGCACAAAUCCUCUCCUACUCGCAGAACAGCAACUCCUGUGGAUCCUGUGUCGAACGUUCUCCGUGCGGAAGUCCUUGCGAAACUGCUCCCUGUGAGUCACCUUGCAAUAAUCCUAGGCCAAAUUGCGGCUCUUGCGAUCCGCCCGCCAUGCCUGGCCCUCCUGGUAUAGGUUACCCAGGACCCCGCGGACCUCCUGGACCACCUGGCCCUCCAGGACCUCCGGCUUACAGCAACCCUGGAACAAUGGGACCUAGGGGUCCACCUGGUCUAUCUGGAAAAGAUGGAAUUCCUGGCCGUAACGGAAGAGAUGGUGAACCGGGCACUUGCUCGUGCAACGAUGGUGAGCCAGGAACUCCUGGUAAACCUGGCGAAAACGGUCGACCUGGUCCUCCAGGUCCACCAGGAACUCCAGGAACUCCGGGUAAUCCUGGCAUGUCUAGCACUUGCGCGACUCCUUCUUGCCAGCCAGUUGUUCCAGUACCGCAGGUUCCAGUAAGCUGCUGCGGUGGUUCGCUGAACUGCAACAAUCCCUGCCCGUAUCCUUGCCAGUCGCCGCCAUGCUAUUAUCCGCCAUCAGCUCCUUGCGUUGCCGCCAGCGGUUGCAAUCCUUAUCCAGUUAACUCCAACUACAUGAUUGAACUGAGAAAGGGCAAGCGCGUGCGAGGAGAAGGCGCCGAUCAUGUGUUUUUUGGGAUUUUCCAGAAACCUUUUGGCAAACCGUAUGCUCCGUGUCGCCUCGUAUCGAUCAACAGGAAACCUUCAAAAACCGCGUGUUUCAGCGAGGAAGACUUCAGUCAAUGCGAGCGAAUCACCGUCGCUAUGAAGUGCUUUCUAAUUCUCUGUCUGGUGGCGUUGGCAUCCGCCACCUAUUAUCCUCCUCCGCCGCCCAAAUCAUCGCAGCAGACUACCUGCAACCAGAGGCAGGAUCUUGAUUGGGUGCGACAAAAUGCCGAGAACCUGCUCUACCUGGAAUACAUGCGCAAGCAGGCUUCCAGUGAUGAUGAAUGGCAGUCCCAAAUGGAAAGCAGCGACUAUCAGAUACGUCUGAAUGAAAUGCGUUCCAUGAACGAAGGCUGCGUAACGCCUCCGAUCGAAAUGCCUAUUUGUGGAGAAUCGAUGUCUUGCGGAACUACUAGUUGUAAUUCAAACUGCGAAUUCUACGGACAGCAAAUUGCUACUUUCCAGAUCGAGCUAAAACGCCAAAAACUUAUGAUCCAGCGUCUCUAUUCUCAAGUUCUCAUCAUGUCGCAAUCCGGCAGCUCAUGUAACCCCACAUACGAAUCCUGCAAUCCGGCCCCUUGCCAGACACCUUGCAGUUAUCCUGGUCCAAGUUGUAGUACAUGUCCUUCACCACCAGGGCCUCCUGGUUACGGUAAUCCAGGUCCGCCAGGACCUCCGGGUCCUCCAGGACCUAUAUCAUGCGAUACCCCAGCAGGACCUGGACCCAUGGGCCCACCUGGUCCGCCUGGAAGGGACGGAAAUCCCGGCAAGCCUGGUAAUGAUGGCGACCCUGGUACUUGCUCUUGCAGUGAUGGGGAACCAGGAAAUCCGGGCAGACCAGGCAGACCUGGCAAUGACGGCCCACGUGGUUCUAGAGGCGAACCAGGCAAUCCAGGCGUUCCUGGUGUUCCAGGUACUCCUGCAAGCCCUUGCGAAAACCCAGUUCAAAUUCCAUGCAAGCCAACGCCACCACAAAUUCCACCACCACUAAUUCCACCGCCACAAAUUCCACCACCACAAAUUCCACCACCACCGAUUCCAGUUAGCUGCUGCGGUGGAGCGACAAAUUGCAACCAACCGUGCCCAUACCCAUGCCAAUCGCCUCCGUGCUUUUAUCCACCAAUUCAAACUCCACCUUCGUGUUGUGGUGGAGCGGUCGGCUCUUCGUGCAGUGCCAUUUGCCCACCUCAAGUCACAUGCUCGCAACAGAACGGGCCUUGCUAUUAUGGAACUCCUCUUAUUCCACCCUCGGCACCUUCCCCGUGCAAUGCUGCUACCGGUUGCAACACAGGUUAUUCUAUGAAGUCACAGUUCAUGUACGGUUAGAACCGACUAUACCUGACGGUGGGGCGGUAUCGUUAAUGAUGCUACUGGGAAGAUUUUUAUGUUGGUUGGCUUUACGGUGUUAGUCCUUUCUUAUAACUAGACUUACAACAACAACAAAUAAUAAUAAUCCAACUCUACCAGGAAUAUAACUGAAUAAUAACCUCUACUCUAUCCAUUCUGUAACUCCACUUUCUCCGAUUUGGGUUAACUAAACUUGCAACAUCGCUCACCACUUUUACUGAUUUCGAUGUUAUUUCUCAUUUCCUCAUUUCUGCUUAAAUAGUAACACGACAUUCACUCCGUGGGAUUCCUUUGACAAUUCAAAUAAAAAAAGCAUUAACGUA
This is a messenger RNA of Daphnia magna, 2858 nucleotides long. RefSeq lists its product as uncharacterized. Lineage: Eukaryota; Metazoa; Arthropoda; Branchiopoda; Diplostraca; Daphniidae. The record is from RefSeq and is a predicted model, not a curated record. Bases 58 to 2514 code for a protein of 818 amino acids. The transcript is spliced from 9 exons.